GUAUUAGAGAAGGCCGUCCACGUGGAGGGGUUUGCCCAGAGCGCCUGUCAGCAGACAUGCUGAGCCUUUUACCUUUGAUCUUUUUGCAGACGGAACCCCUCCCAAAUGCCUGGGGACUCCUCCUUGGAUUACUGGGUUUGAAACAGAAUUUUGUGAACGGCCUUUUACCUUCGACCGGGAAGAAAGAUGUGGAAAGCUUCAGCCGGCCACGCCGUGUCCCUCAGCCAGGACGAUGGGGGAGCCGACGACUGGGAAACCGACCCCGAUUUUGUGAAUGAUGUCAGCGAAAAAGAGCAAAGAUGGGGGGCCAAAACCGUGCAGGGGUCUGGGCACCAGGAGCACAUCAACAUUCACAAGCUGAGAGAGAAUGUUUUUCAAGAACACCAGACCCUCAAGGAGAAAGAGCUUGAAACGGGGCCAAGAGCCUCCCACGGUUAUGGAGGGAAGUUUGGCGUGGAGCAGGACAGGAUGGACAAGUCAGCUGUCGGCCACGAGUACCAGUCGAAGCUGUCCAAGCACUGCUCGCAGGUCGACUCCGUCCGGGGGUUUGGAGGCAAGUUUGGUGUCCAGGUGGACAGAGUUGACCAGUCUGCCGUCGGCUUUGAGUACCAGGGCAAGACCGAGAAACACGCCUCGCAGAAAGACUACUCCAGCGGCUUCGGUGGCAAGUAUGGCGUGCAGGCCGACCGGGUGGACAAGAGCGCCGUGGGCUUCGACUACCAGGGCAAGACGGAGAAGCACGAGUCGCAGAAAGGUCCGCCCGGGCGGCGCCCUGCAGCCCGUCCACCGCGCGGCCUGCCCCCUCGCCGCUGCUUCCCACACGCUUACAGACAUGCGCACUGGGGCGUUCCCCUGUGCAUGGCGGGUCACGUUAUAGUUACACAAUUUUUUGACUCAAAACGGUUUGGCCGUUCUUGUUCCGUUCAGGUCAGUGUAGGGGUCUGUCGCGUUUUUGGUGACUGCUCAGUCCUCCGUGGUGGGAAGAUCCCGUAGUCUACGUAACCAUUC
Messenger RNA from Equus quagga, 1008 nucleotides. RefSeq names its product src substrate cortactin-like. The coding region runs from base 187 to 993 and encodes 268 amino acids. NCBI's taxonomy places the organism in Eukaryota, Metazoa, Chordata, Mammalia, Perissodactyla, Equidae. The record is from RefSeq and is a predicted model, not a curated record. Gene Ontology annotation, cellular component: lamellipodium; cortical actin cytoskeleton; focal adhesion. Gene Ontology annotation, biological process: regulation of actin filament polymerization. Gene Ontology annotation, molecular function: actin filament binding. The transcript is spliced from 8 exons.